Messenger RNA from Sphaeramia orbicularis (orbiculate cardinalfish), 5519 nucleotides. It is a transcript of the gene znf609a, whose product is annotated as zinc finger protein 609a. The coding region runs from base 587 to 4618 and encodes 1343 amino acids. The transcript is spliced from 10 exons. Gene Ontology annotation, cellular component: nucleus. Lineage: Eukaryota; Metazoa; Chordata; Actinopteri; Kurtiformes; Apogonidae. Gene Ontology annotation, biological process: regulation of transcription by RNA polymerase II. The record is from RefSeq and is a predicted model, not a curated record.
UUUGGUUGCAUUGUACCUAACAGCCAUUUAGCCCCACAGAGCUGUUUGUCUGUCUGUUGCUGUCUGUGUGUACAUUAACAGGGAUACCGCUGAUCUGAAAACUCCUGGAAUAUCACCAGCAGCCAUGGGAUACCUGGGAUAUGUUUUAUUUUCAUCCAGGCACGACAACUGACCCCAGAAAUGUAAUGUUUCCCGCUGUUUUCCAGUUUUCUCCUGGUUGUGACCGUGUGAUGGCUGCGGUCCAGUGAACUGGGAGCACGUUGACUGGUCUGCCUGUUCAAUCCACCAGUUUGGGAGCUUGUUUUAACUGUUUUUACUGGGAUUACCGGGACCUAUGGAGUGUACAUGAAUAUUGGUCGGAUAGGGAUUCCAAACGGGGUACCUGAUGCUGAAGUCCAGUUUCUUCUAAAUAGGACUGAACUGUGUCCUCGGUGAAUUGACUUGACAAUUGACUGUCACAAUUCAGGAGACGAUGUGGGGAGCAGGGAGGAGACGCGGGGUCCAGCCCUGAGGAGGCGUCCUGCGGCUGGGAGGAGCGCGGCCCUCCUGUGGCCCUCCUGCGGCGCUCCGGGACGCUCCUACUAAGAUGUCCCUCAGCAGCGGCCCUGCAGGCGGGAAAGGUGUGGACUCCAACGCGGUGGACACGUAUGACAGUGGCGAUGAGUGGGAUAUCGGUGUUGGCAAUCUGAUCAUUGACCUGGACGCCGAUUUGGAGAAAGACAAACUAGAGAUGUCAAGCAGUAAGGAGGGAGGGGGCAUGGCGGCCCCUCCCAGUGCUGUGGCUGCUUUACCUGACAAUAUAAAAUUUGUUAGUCCUGUAGCUGCCGCGCAGGGCAAAGAGAGCAAAUCUAAAUCAAAACGUAGUAAAAACUCUAAGGAGAGCGUUAAGGCCCCUGUGACAGAUGGAGCUAAGAAAGAGGUUCAGGGUCGGACCCCUGGAGACCCUCCACCCCAGAACCCCAACUCUACCCCUACUAAAGGAACUGACAAGUCUAGCAAAACCUCCCGAACCCUCCCUGCUGUGAAAAAGGACAAGGAUGGGGUCUCUGGGAAAACUAAGAAGGAGAAAAUGGAGGUUGUGGCCACGGGAGUGGUGAACACUGAAAAAGAGUCUGGGGCCACUAUCCUACCUUUAGGGACCCCUCGUAGUGGCCCGUUUGAUGGACAGCAAAACCCUGAGUUAGCUGCAGCUGAGCAGCUUGGAAAUAUGGCACUGGACUCAGCAGGGAUUGGCCAGCCUGUCACUAUGACAACAGAGCAAGAGGAGGUGGACAAUGGGGAUUGCCGAAAUCUGAAGAAAGUCGUUGGUGGUGAAAAGAUGGAGUCUCCGGUCUCCACUCCUGCUCCUCCUCCUCUGCACCUCCUCGCUCCGGUCAGCAACAGCGACAUCUCGUCCCCCUGUGAGCAGAUCAUGGUUCGCACACGCUCAGUAGCGGUGAACACGGCUGAUGCGGCAUUGGCUACCGAACCAGAGUGCCUGGGACCCUGCGAGCCAGGCACCAGUGUCAACCUGGAGGGCAUUGUGUGGCAGGAGACUGAGGAUGGCAUGCUGGUUGUGAACGUUACCUGGAGGAACAAGACUUAUGUUGGAACUCUGCUCGACUGCACAAGACAUGACUGGGCCCCACCAAGGUUCUGUGAGUCUCCCACCAGUGACGUGGAGAUGCGUAGCGGUCGUGGUCGGGGAAAAAGAAUGCGCCCCAGCAGUAACACGCCUUUGAAUGACAACAGCAACUCCUCAGACAACAAAGGCAGUGGCAGCAGUAAAACACGUGGUGCCGCUGCUAAUAGCAAAGGACGGCGAGGCAGCCAAACGGCCAGCAGUGUCGAGGACGCCAAGGCCAGCCCUUCCUCUGCAAAGCGCAAGACAAAACCUGCCUCUGAUAUGGAGCCCACCUCCAGCUCAGAGGACACAAAGGCAUCCAAACGCAUGCGAACUAAUUCAACUGGUGCUGCCUCCACCCUGCCCGGAGGUAAAACAGACCCUCUGCCCCCUCCACAACUGGACCGGACCUGUCCCUCCCCUGUACUCAUUGACUGUCCACACCCCAACUGCAACAAGAAGUACAAGCACAUCAACGGGCUCAAGUAUCACCAGGCUCGAGCCCAUAAUGACCACGACGUCCGACUGGACCAGGACGCAGACAGCGAAUACGGCGAUGACCCUGCCCUCCAUCCCGAUCCUGCAUCCUGCAAUGGCGCUGCCAUUUCUCCUGCCCGCUCCACUACACCUAAGGGACGGGGCUUCGAUGCCCCCUCCCCAUCAUCAGGGAAGCUGAUGUCAAAGCAGGGAAAAAAGAAAGCCGGAGAAGCUGAGCCGGAGGUGACGGACGGCGGCGAGGAGGGUGUGUGUCUGACAGACGAGGCCAGUAAUGAUGGGAUGGACGACAGGAAAGCAAAGAAGAUGGCUGCUGGGGGAAAGCCUGAUAAACUGACCCAGAAAGGCUUGAAGCCAGCCCGCCCUGCUGCCCCCACUGCCCCUGGUGCUCCAGCACCCUACACACUACAGGCAUCCUCCCCUGCUCUGGGUUCAGUGGUACAGUCCGUCCCCAAAAGCCCGCAGUUAAAAAACAUCCAGCCUAAACCUCCUCCACUGGCGGACCCCGCCUCUAGCCCUGCCCUCGGCAAGGACAAGAAGAAGAAGGACAAGAAGAAGAGGGAAGGAGGAAAGGAGGGUGACAGUCCAAAAGCAGCAGGAAAGAGGCCAGAGGAGGGUAAGAGUCCUUACUCGGAGUCAUCAGAUGCUUUGCUCAAUGGCUCCACAGAAGCUCACCAGAGUCGGUUGGCCAGUAUUAAGGCUGAGGCUGACAAAGUUUACAGCUUCUCAGACAAUGCACCGAGCCCGUCUAUUGGAGUGGCCAGCAGAAUGGAGGCUGGCCUUGCACCGCCGCUUCACCUCAACCAAAACGGGGCUGACAACGCAUCCGUUAAAACCAGCAGCCCUGCCUACUCCGACAUCUCUGAUGCUGGGGAGGACGGUGAAGGGAAGGAGGGGAUGAAGGCCAUUAAAUCUGAGCCAGACCAGGGGCCUCGAGAAGCGGCCAAGAAGGCGCUGUUCCCUCCUCAGCCACCCACUAAGGACUCGCCUUACUACGCCAACUAUGACUCUUACUACUCUCCUAACUACCCCAACCCCAGCCCUGGAGCAGCACCGGCAGUGCUGCCUCAUGUAGAGGGAACACAGGUGAAGGUGAAGAAGGAGGAGGAGCCAGAGGUGAUCGAGGAGGGUAAAAUAAAGGUGGAGCCUCAGGAGGAGAGGAAGGCAGAGCCAGGACCUCAGCAACCGUCAGUCAUCCAGCAGCGCUCUAACAUGUACUCACAGUCGCUGUAUUAUAGCCAGUACUAUGUACCCCCCUACUCAUACUCACCUGACCCGGCUUACCAUCCCCACCUGCUGGCCUCUAACCCCGCCCACCGUCAACAGUACGAGGAGAGGCAGAGGCAAGCAGACAAGAAAGCCGAGGGGAAAGAGCGGGAUCCUUCUGGGAAGGAGGAGUGGAAGCAGAAGGCCUCUGUGCCCCCCACCCUAUCCAGAGCCCCCAGCCUCACAGACCUAGGUGCAAAGGGGGGACUAAACCCAGCCAAACCCAAAGAGGCCCCACAACCUUCUGAACAGGGCAAGUCAGUCAUCAUGGCAAAGGCAGAAGAACCCAAGGCGCCCUCUGCCCAGCCUGAAGGACUGAAAAUGAAGCUAAGUGAAGCAGGGCAUCAUGGGAAGGAGGAGGCCAAGCCAGGGGUGGAGUCAGGCAGGCCGUCAGGUGUUGAACCUGCUAUGUGGUACAGACAGGAGCCAGACUCCCGCCUGUGGCCCUAUGUGUACCCCAACAAGUACUCUGAUGCUCCUAAACCCCAGGAGGAGGACCGGUGGAAGGAGGACAGAGAGAGAGAUCGUGACAGAAAAGGGAAGGAGGAAAGGCCACGUCUGAAGGAAGGAGUCCAGAAAGAGGAGGCAAAGGAGGGGACGGAGGGCAGGACCCAGCUGCCUGCAGAGGAGCAUAGAGGAGGUAGUGGGAAGGACCCACGUCCCCCUCACAUGCAGUUCUCCUCCCCCCUGGCCCAGCACCAGGGCUACAUGCCCUACAUGCACGGACCUUACGCCUACAGCCAGGGCUAUGAGCCCAGCCAUCCUGGAUACAGAGGUGUUCCCGCUGUCAUGAUGCAGAACUACCCUGGCUCGUACCUUCCAGCGGGUUAUUCGUUCCCCGCAUAUGGAGGAAAAGUGUCAGCGGGGGAGGAGGGAGAGAAAGCCUCCAGGUCCAGUCCCACGGUGAAGCCUCCCAAUGAGGCCAAAGCUCUGGACCUCCUGCAGCAGCACGCCAGCCAGUACAAGAGCAAGUCCCCAUCCAUCCAAGACAAGACACCACACGACCGGGAGAGAGAGAGAGAGAGGGAGAGGGAGCGGGACAGAGACAGGGAAAGAGAGCGAGACAGGGAGAGAGAAGGCGACCGGCCGCGGUCGUCACCAUCACAACGUAUCCUGCCUUCACAUCAUCACCUGGGAUACCCGCUGCUGUCGGCACAUUACGACCUGUCCUACCCCUCAGGCCUCUCCUCUUCAGCCAUUGUCGCCAGUCAGCAAGCGUCUGCCCCGUCCACGUACCCACCUCCAAGGAGGUGAGAAUGGCACACCUGAUUGGCUGACCUCCACCCUGCGCAGAGUCAUGUGACUGGAUCACAUGAGGAAGUAUUUCUGUUUCAACAUCAGUUCAAUGGUGUUUGUGUAGGUUUGAUUACUCUACCUGGACGUCCAGCUAGCCACUCUGCCCCACGUUGGACUGCUGAGGAGGCUUAAAGACCUGUUCCCACUGGAUCUCACUGGUUCUACUGGUUCCAGAUGCUCAGGCAGGCAGCGGAGGAUUCAGUUUCUCACUAACUGAGGACAAAGUGGACCUGGCGGGUAGAGAAACUUUGAGAUAAUCCCGGUCUCUGGUGCUGUUGUGACACUUGGAGGAGCUCUUCUGUUGUUUUUGAGGUGGACGGGUUUGGACGGUGCUUGGCACCACCCAGAGGCGUUCGCUGUCCAUAUUCAUCUGUUUUUGAAGAAAGGACGGGAGGGUUACAGGGUGGGCUCUGACUCCCACCACCCCAGACUGUAGGAGCAGUGACCUCUGACCUCUCUGAAGCAGAGACGGCAGUGCAGCUCUGAACUCCACCAGAUGUUGUCACACCUUCACCUGGAAGUAUCUCAGCCUCACAAGAAAACAAAACACUGUGGACGGAGGAGGACGGACCAAUCAGAGGGUAGAGUUUGAAAACCUCUGUUCUCGGACUGACAGACUGGAAGCUCCGCCCCUCAGACAGGCAGACGGGCGGCGCCGCUGCUCCUCCUCAGUGUGUAGCUGUACUGUACUCUGUGUAUGUGUGUAUGCGUGUGUGUGUAAAUACUGUACAGAGGAAUUAUUUUAAAGAGCCUGUUGGAUGCUGUUGGAUUUCCUACUCUUCUUUUUGUCUGGUAGCCUCUGCCUCUGUUUUUCUACUGUUGUUGAUCUGAUAUUAAACCUGUAGCUGGUGGAACAGCG